Molecule: messenger RNA, 627 nt
Organism: Camellia sinensis
Lineage: Eukaryota; Viridiplantae; Streptophyta; Magnoliopsida; Ericales; Theaceae
Source: RefSeq, a predicted model, not a curated record
AUGAGAAAGUUUGUAAAAUCAAGCUUUUCUGUAACGAAUGAACCAAAAUUUGAGAUUAAGAGACUACUUGGUGGUAAAGUCAGUGAUGCAGAUGAUGAAGAUGAAUCUAUCAUUGCCAUCCAGCAUGCCCAUUCUUUCUCAGUACAAUCUUUCCAAAAUCGGGAGAAGCUGGCCAAGAAGAAGAGGAAGGUCUCCAGUCUGCAAAAGACUAACAAAAAUCUGCAGUCAAAGAUGAAGACUUUGGAGGAUCAGGCUGAGGCUACCAUCAAAGCUCAAAAUGACGCCGAAGAAAAGGCAGACUCUACUGAGGCCAUCAAAAAGGUGCUUGAGGCCGAAAAGAAGGAUGCCGAGGAGAAAACGGCCCAGGCCCAAAAAGAAUUGCAAGAUGAUCUGGCCACAAAAGAGGCCGAAGUCAAGGCAGCCGAUGAGAAGGGCUACAACGAAGAGGUGGCUGAUGUCACGGCGGACUAUGAAAAGCAAGUGAAGCAGGUUGAGGAGGUUCCCAAAGAUGCUACCGCUGAGAAGGCAUCAGCCGACGUGACCCUUGUUGACAAGAGCCUUGACGAAACCCUCCAAGAAAUUGACGCUGAGCUUGCGACUGAGAAGGCCGCCGAGAUGUCUUCUUAG